Archocentrus centrarchus (flier cichlid) is the source of this 1923-nucleotide messenger RNA. RefSeq names its product calsequestrin 1b (gene casq1b). Bases 173 to 1477 code for a protein of 434 amino acids. Gene Ontology annotation, biological process: regulation of skeletal muscle contraction by regulation of release of sequestered calcium ion. Gene Ontology annotation, molecular function: calcium ion binding. The record is from RefSeq and is a predicted model, not a curated record. Lineage: Eukaryota; Metazoa; Chordata; Actinopteri; Cichliformes; Cichlidae. Gene Ontology annotation, cellular component: sarcoplasmic reticulum lumen; Z disc. The transcript has 11 exons.
ACGUCAGGCCUGCUCUUCUCUAGCCUUUGGGGACAGGAAGAAGAAGACUUUGUUCCAGACACCAACUCGAGUUAGGGACAACAUUAAUUUAAGAGAUUUUUGUUGCUCUUUUACCCUGCCAUCAACAGGCUUUGAGAGGAGGCAUUCUUGCAGCCAGCAGGAGACAACAACAAUGAAGUGGGCCUGGGUGUUUUUAGGGAUUUUCCUCUCUUUGGGGGCCAGUGCCUGGGGGGAGAAGGGCUUGGAGAUCCCUGAGUAUGACGGUAAAGACCGCGUCCAUGAACUGAGUGCCAAGAACUACAAGUCCAUCAUGAAGAAGUAUGACGUGAUGGUGAUCUACUACCACAAAAAUGUUGAUGGGAACCGCAGUGCCAUGAAGCAGUUUCAGAUAGAGGAGCUUGCCCUGGAGCUUGCAGCCCAAGUUCUGGAUGAUCUUGAUGAUGAGGACAUUGGAUUUGGAUUGGUGGAUGAAAAGAAAGAUGCUGCUGUUGCCAAGAAGCUUGGUCUGGAUGAAGUGGAGAGCAUCUACAUCUUUGCUGAUAAUGAGAUUAUUGAGUAUGAUGGAGAGCUGGCCGCCGACACCCUGGUUGAGUUUCUUUAUGAUGUGAUUGAAGACCCCGUAGAGAUCAUUGGCAAUGACCGUGAGCUGAAAGGUUUCUACAACAUGGACGAGGUCAUCAGGCUUGUUGGAUAUUUCAAGAGUGAAAAAUCUCCUCAUUACAUUGAAUAUGAAGAUGCUGCUGAGGAGUUCCACCCUUUCAUCAAAUUCUUUGCAACAUUUGACCCCAAGAUUGCCAAGAAGCUGAAACUGAAGAUCAAUGAAGUUGAUUUCUAUGAGCCAUUUAUGGAUGAACCUGUUCCCAUUCCUGGAAAGCCCUACAUCGAGUCAGAGCUCGUUGAAUUCAUUGAGCAGCAUGACAGGCCCACUCUAAGAAAGCUUGAACCUCACAGCAUGUAUGAGAUCUGGGAGGACGACAUUGAUGGAGAACACAUCGUUGCCUUUGCUGAGGAGGAUGACCCAGAUGGCUUUGAAUUCCUGGAGAUUCUCAAGGAAGUGGCACGUGAGAACACUGAUAACCCUAACCUCAGCAUCAUCUGGAUUGAUCCUGACAAAUUCCCUCUGCUGGUUCCAUACUGGGAAAAAACCUUCCGCAUUGACCUCUCUUCUCCUCAGAUUGGUGUAGUUGAUGUUGAGGAUGCCGACAGCGUGUGGAUGGAAAUGGAUGAUGACGAUGACAUGCCAACAGCAGAUGAGCUGGAAAAGUGGAUUGAGGACGUUCUCUCUGGAAAGAUCGAUCCAGAUGAUGACGAUGAAGAUGAGGAUGACGACGAUGAUGAUGAUGAUGAUGACGACGACGAUGAUGACGAUGAUGAUGACGAUGACGACGACGAUGAUGACGAUGAUGAUGACGAUGACGAUGAUGACGAUGAUGAUGACGAUGAUGAUGACGACGACGAUGAUGAUGAUGAUGAAUAAAUGUUUUCCACCAUCUUUCAUUUCACUCUGAUUAAGCUGCUAAUGGCAGAACACAAACGUAGUACCAGUUUUUCUAACAUCGUGCGGUGGCCAUACUCUGCUUCCUGCAGGUUUCCUAUUGGGGACAAAGGUUAUGACCUUAUGGGGAACUUUAUGAUGUCAGUUAGGAAAGGAGAUUUUCAGAGAUGCAGAGAAUUAGCCUUUGUUGAUGAACAGAUUGCAGAUUAAAAUGUUACAGUUAGACUGUAUGUCCUUUUUGCUGAUGACAUUUAUUUUUCAUAAUGAAUGUGAGUAUAGCGGCAACCUAAUGUUACCGGCUGUGGUUCACCCAUUUCUCAUUUUCUCUAGUACACUGUAAUCCUGUUUCUAAUGACAUGUUUUCUACUUGAAGAGAAGAAACACUUUCUUGUACAAUUUUUAAAGAAAAUAAAGGUAAAGAUACUCAA